AUGGGGAAACAGAAGGGAGGGCGUAAAGCCUCCUCAGCAGCUGCAGCAGCAAACCGUCAUGAUGCUUCUGCUGCAGCAGCAGCAGCAGAACAGCAGCAGCAGCAGCAGCAGGAGGAACAGCAGAAAGAGCAGCAGCAGCAGCAGCAGCAGGAUGAACAGCAGAAGGAGCAGCAACAGCAGCAGCAGCAACCAGAGCAGCAGCAGCCUCAGGAUCAGCCGCAGCAGCAACCAGAGGAGCAGCAGCAGCAGCAGCCGCAGCAGCAGCAGCCGCAGCAGCAGCCCGAGCAGCAGCAGCAGCAGGAGCAGCAGCAGCAGCAGCAGCAGCAGCAGCAGCAGCAGCAGCAGGAGGAGGAUUUAUCUGGUAUUCGAUUAAAGAAAGCUUACAGUAAGAAGAAGAGAGACAGAGAAGAGAGAGAGAAGAAGAAGAAAGAAAGAGAAGAGAGAAAGAAGAAGAAGAAGAGAGACAAAGAAAAGAAAAAGAAAAAGAGAGACAAAGAAAACUAA
Molecule: messenger RNA, 504 nt
Organism: Eimeria mitis
Lineage: Eukaryota; Apicomplexa; Conoidasida; Eucoccidiorida; Eimeriidae
Exons: 2
Coding region: 1-504 (167 amino acids)
Source: RefSeq, a predicted model, not a curated record